AUGGACACUGCCCAGAAAGCGUUCGGUGGCUGCACCUCGCCAGAGGUUUUCCAGGAGCAAAUAAUCGUCCGUUUUGCUCUUGGGUGUAAUGAUGGCGAGGCGGGGCAACAGUUGAUUAAUUAUCCCCCGAGGACUCUCGAGGAGGCAAUUAAGAGGGUCAAGACGUUUCAACUUAGCCACUCUGAGUGCCAAGAUUUUUACGUGGCACGCAGAGAGCGCUCAGAGUCGAGGGACCGCACUAAUCGUGCCAGCAGGGACCGUCCUUAUCGUGCCAGCGAGGACCGUUCCCCAGAUCGUGCCAGCAGAGACAGUCUUCAUCGUGCUAGCGAGGACCGUCCUCGCCGUGCCAGCAGAGACCGUUCUGAUCGCCGCGCUAGUAGGGACCGCUCCGAGUCACCGGAUUAG
Molecule: messenger RNA, 405 nt
Organism: Saccostrea cuccullata (small rock oyster)
Lineage: Eukaryota; Metazoa; Mollusca; Bivalvia; Ostreida; Ostreidae
Exons: 2
Coding region: 1-405 (134 amino acids)
Source: RefSeq, a predicted model, not a curated record